GAGAAGUUUACAACUGGCUUCGCACUGAGCAAGCAACUGCUGCGAAGCAAGAUGCCCUUGGAGUUCAGGAGAGUGUGCGUCCUCCUGCCGAACCGAGAGGAGCUCAGCGUGGCCGUAGGGCUAAAAGCCACUGGACAGGAACUCUUCCAGAAAGUUUGUGACUUACUGCAAAUUAAAGAUCCUCACUUGUUCGGUAUCAGUGUCUUAAAAAACAAUGAAUAUGUAUUUAUUGACCUGGAGCAGAAGCUUUGCAAAUACUUUAUAAAGGAAUGGAAGAAAGAGACAAGCAAAGGAACAGAGAAGUUCAGCCCUCCCCUGGUUACAUUCUUUAGAGUGCAGUACUAUGUGGAAAAUGGACGGGUUAUAAGUGACAAGGUAUCGCGGCACUAUUACUACUGCAAUCUCAGGGACCAAGUGCUGAGGUCUCGGUGCCCGAACAAAGAAGAAAUCUACUUCCUGCUGGCUGCUUACGGUCUGCAAGCGGAUGUGGGUGACUACCAGGAAAACCUACAUAGCGUGAACUAUUUUCAACCCCAGACUUAUUUUCCGCAAUGGAUAAUUGCAAAGCGAGGGAGCGAUUAUAUCCUGAAGCAUGCACCAGAGAUCCACCGAGAGCAGCAGGGCCUGACCACAAAAGAAGCUCUUCUGAAAUAUGUCAAGGAGUCCUGUUUGCUGGAAGAUGUGCCGGUUCACUUCUACAGAUUGCAGAAGGAUAAGAAAGAGGAUCGCCCUACUAUCAUCCUGGGCCUGACCCUUAAAGGGAUACAGAUUUAUCAGGAUGUGAACCAUGUUCGAGAGCUGCUCUAUGACUUCCCCUGGUCACAUAUUGGAAAACUCGCAUUUCUGGGGAAAAAAUUUGUGAUCCAGCCAGAUGGUUUGCCUUCUGCCCGGAAGCUGAUUUACUAUACAGGCUGUCCCUUCCGUUCUCGGCAUUUGCUUCAGCUGCUCAGCAACAGCCAUCGGCUGUUCCUUAACAUCCAGCCCGUGCUUAAGCAGAUACAGAUGCUUGAAGAUGCAGAAGAAAAGAAACGAUAUCGAGAAUCUUACAUCAGCGACACAUUGGAGAUGGAUCUUGAUCCAUCAGACAAGCAUUCACAUGACAGCGGGAGCAGCAGAGGAAGCGAAAGGAACAAUUGUCUGUCUCGGCAGUCAACAGAGAGCCAUGGCAGUUCACACACAUCUGGCAUUGAGGCUGACUCGAGGCAUCGGAUGUCCGUGGAAAUGUCUGUGGAUGAACCCUUCAUCAUGGAUCGGGUUCAUCAGAAGGAGAAGUCCUGUAGCUCAACCGUCAGCUAUGGCAGCUCUGGUGUUGAUAGUGGCAGCAAAGGCAAAGCAGACGACUCCCAGGAUGAUGAAGCUGAACAGGUGGAUGAGCCAGAAGAGGUAUCUGUGGACGAGCUUCACUCAGAAGAGGCCAUGAAUGGAAUGUCUGUGGAUACUCUUGCAGUAGGCGGUCUUUGCUGUCAAACAUUUAAUAGGAACCCUCUUUCAGUAGUCCAGGUCACCUUAAUAAAAGUCAAAGGACAAAGUGUGGAAUCCCUUCAUCAGCAGGUGGCGCAGUCCAAAGCUAUGAAGAGUCCAGACCAGUACAGCCAAAGUUUAGAUGACAUUCGCCUUCACAAGCAUCUUCAUCCACCAUUAAGUGCCACAUUGUCUUCAGAUACCUCCCAUAGCUACACGUUUGGUUGUACCUUAGAGGAUAAGCUGGCCAACUAUGGUUGUGUGUAUUCAACGGCCGACUGCAAAACCAAGUCAGCCCUAUAUGGGAAGAGGUCCAUGAACUGUCUGUCUCUAGAUCUCUUGGGAGAAGAUCCACUCCCAGAGGAAUUUGUGGUGUAAUCACAUUCGGAGACCUCUUGGACUAUUUUGGAGAAGAAU
This is a messenger RNA of Euleptes europaea (tarantolino), 1878 nucleotides long. RefSeq names its product FERM domain containing 1 (gene FRMD1). The record is from RefSeq and is a predicted model, not a curated record. Gene Ontology annotation, biological process: positive regulation of hippo signaling. Gene Ontology annotation, cellular component: cytoskeleton; cytoplasmic side of apical plasma membrane. Lineage: Eukaryota; Metazoa; Chordata; Lepidosauria; Squamata; Sphaerodactylidae. The transcript has 13 exons. Bases 52 to 1839 code for a protein of 595 amino acids.